AUGCCCACACAGCCACAUUCCGAAUGCCAUACUACAAAGCUCGACCCUGACGGUGAGUUUUCCGAUUCUAAGGGGGAGACCUCAGUUGGUCCCAAACCUAUACCCGUAAAUUUGAAUGAAACUGAAGACCAAAAUCAAAACAUCAGCACAAGCACCACGCUAGACCUGAUACGCGAUUUGAUUGAGAUUCAAACUGAAAGAAAAAAACGAGCGAUGCAAAAGCUGAUACGCGCGACUGAGGAUAUUGAAGAUGCCGAUGCGCGACUCGCGGGCUAUCUCGCGAUGGAGGCUGAGCUAUCACGGCGGAGUGAAUAA
This is a messenger RNA of Psilocybe cubensis, 315 nucleotides long. RefSeq lists its product as uncharacterized. Lineage: Eukaryota; Fungi; Basidiomycota; Agaricomycetes; Agaricales; Agrocybaceae. The record is from RefSeq and is a predicted model, not a curated record. The coding region runs from base 1 to 315 and encodes 104 amino acids. The transcript has 2 exons.